Messenger RNA from Ceratotherium simum simum (southern white rhinoceros), 1941 nucleotides. Lineage: Eukaryota; Metazoa; Chordata; Mammalia; Perissodactyla; Rhinocerotidae. The record is from RefSeq and is a predicted model, not a curated record.
AUGAACUUUGAGGACGUGGCCAUUCACUUCUCCCGGGAAGAGUGGGGGCUCCUUGAUGAGGCUCAGAGACUCCUGUUCUGCGAUGUGAUGCUGGAGAACUUUGCUCUUGUAGCAUUCCUGGGUUGUUGGCAUGGAACAGAAGAUGAGGAGGCCCCUUCUGAGUGGAGUGUACCUGUAGAAGGAGAGUCACUGGUCAGGGUUUCUAAGGCAGGUCCAUCUGCCCAGAAGAGCCACUCCUGUGAGAUCUGUAUCCUAGUCUUGAAAGAUAUUUUGCACCAAGCUGAGCACCAAACAGUAUACUCUUUGCGGAAACCAUACUUGGAUCACACAUGUUUGAGAUGUUUGUGGUUCCAUGCAAACCUUCACCAGCAACAGAGGCAGUGCAGUGGAGAAAAGCCCUGGAAAAGAGAUGUGCAUAGGGCCUCAUUUGUGACGAGCUGCAGCUUCUGUAUGUCAGGGGAGCCUUUCACUUGUAGGGAGGUUGGAGUGGACUUCCUGGCCACAUCUGGCCUUCUCCCACACCAAGCCACUCCCAACAGUGAGGAGCCACACAGUGAGUGUGGGCAGGCCUUUCCCCAUGGAAAAAGUCAUUACAAGUGGGGUGAACGUGAAGACUCUCAGAGCCAGAACCACACACUUGUUCAACAUCGGAGUGUCUGCUCUGGAGAAGAGCUUUAUGAGUGUGGCAAAUGUGGGAAAGCCUUCAGCUGCAACUACAGAUUUGUUCAGCACCAGGAAGUUCACACUGGACAAAGUCCAUGUGACUAUGGUGCAUGUGGAAAAUUCUUGAGCAAAACCUCUGACUGUAUUAAACAUCGGAGAAUUUGCAUUGGGGAGAGGACUUAUAAAUGCAGUGAAUGUGGAAAAGUCUUUAUCCACAAAUCCAAACUCAUUCACCACAAGAGACAGCACAGUGAAGGAAAGCAUUAUGAAUGUGGCGAAUGUGGGAAAUCCUUUAGAUACAAAUCCAGCCUCAUUGAACACUGGAGAGUUCACACUGGAGAAAGACCUUAUGAUUGCACUGAAUGUGGGAAAUCCUUUAUCUACAGAUCCCACCUCAUUGACCACCGGAGAAUUCACACUGGAGAAAGACCUUAUGAGUGCAGUGAAUGUGGAAAGUCCUUUAGAGACCGCUCUAGCCUUUUCCGACACCGGAGUGUGCACACUGGAAAAAGGCCUUAUGACUGCAAUGAAUGUGGGAAAUCCUUUACCCGUAAAUUGUACCUCAUUCAACACCAGAGAAUGCAUACUGGUACAAGUCCUUAUGAGUGUAGUGAAUGUAGGAAAUCUUUUACCUCCAAAUUCUCCCUCAUUGAACACGAGAGAAUUCACACUGGAGAAAGACCUUAUGAAUGCAGUGAAUGUGGGGAGUCCUUUAGACAAAACUCGAGCCUUUUCCAACACCAGAGCAUCCACAAUGGAGAAAGACCCUAUGACUGCACUGAAUGUCGGAAAUCCUUUACCCGCAAAUUGUACCUCAUUCGACACCUGAGAAUGCAUACAGGUACAAGUCCUUAUGAGUGCAGUGAAUGCGGGAAAUCUUUUAGCUCCAAAUACUCCCUCAUUGAACACCAGAGAGUUCACACUGGAGAAAGACCUUAUAAAUGCAGUGUAUGUGGGAAGUCCUUUAGUCGACGCUUCACCCUUAUUCAACACCAGAGUGUUCAUUCUGGAGAAAAGCCUUAUGAGUGUGGGGAAUGUGGGAAAUCCUUUAAACAAAGUUCUGUCCUUUUGCAACACCAGAGAAUUCACACUGGAAAAAGACCUUAUGAGUGCACUGAAUGCGGAAAAUCCUUUAUCCGCAAAUGUGAUCUCAUUCAACACCAUAGAAUUCAUACUGGCUCAAGACCUUAUAAAUGCAGUGAAUGUGGGAAAUCUUUUAGACAAUACUCUGGUCUUUUUCAACACCGGAAAGUUCACUCUGGAGAAAAGCCUUUAUGA